GAGGAAUGCCACCUUCUCGACCAUCAACAACUAACGAAGAUAAUAAAGAAAGUACAUCUAUAUCUGAAACCUUACAAAGAUUAUUCCCAAGCACUCGAGGUCGGAGUCCAGUUCCUUCAACUUCGAUCACUAGUUGUGAUCGUCAAGGCUCACGUGGCAAACGCUUCGAACCAUACUCAAAAGGAAAGGGCAAAACAACAUCUACAAGGGGAAAGAGCAAAGCAACAUCUGCGCCUGUAUUGAAGGAUGUUAUCCUCCUGCCAAAUCCUAAAAUGAGUGACGUUCCACGUGGGAAGACCAGAGAGGAAUUGUAUGUACGAAAGCUGGUCUAUCCUGCAUUCGAAUUCACAAAUGAAAUGUCGUCGUCGGAAAUCAUCGACAGACUUUCAUCGUUCUUUCAGCGGCGUUUGAAAGGAAAGUACUUCGAAAUUGUCAGGUCUGUAGGAAACAAAAUAGUGGCGGCGGGCGUUCCACAGGAAUCGAUCAAUGGACGAGUAAUCAAACACUUCUCUGGUCAAGGUCCAGUAUAUUUAAGGUGCGUCUCGCCCAUGGAAACCGAUUUUGACUGGGUGAGCGAUGAUGAAGAAGACGACUUUUCAGAUGAUGAAAAUGACAAAAAGAACGACGUCCAAGUUAUUAAUGAUGACAAGGACAAUGACAAUGACCUGCUGAAACCUAUUUUCUUGCCGAAUAUUGCAAGUUCUUCAAACUCUGCAUCUGACCCCCUUGCAAGUCAUCGACCAUCAACAUCUGCAGCAGGUGAUCCACCAUCAACGUCUGCAUCUACUAUGACACUCCCUACUGUAAUUAAUCAACCAUCAACGUCUGCAUCUACUAUAACACUCGACCCUACUUCAAGUGAUCGACCUUCAACGUCUGCAUCUAAUUUGACACCCCGUACUGCAAGUGAUCGGCCAUCAACGUCAGCAUCUACUAUGACACUCCCUACUGUAAUUAAUCGACCAUCAACGUCUGCAUCUCAGGAGAUUUCAACUAUGCCUGUACCAUUGCAAAAUUGCCCAAGUUGCAAUGGCUUAUUUCCCAUGUCUGAAAUUGAAGAGCAUGCAGAUUUCUGUUGUAGCAAACAAGGAGUAUUUGACAGUGUUCAAAGUAACAUUAUUGAUACACGUUCUGUUGUUGAUACGCUAUCUCAUAAUGUGGAUAGCUCCAGCCAAAUUUAUGUUGUGGUGAGAAGAGGAUGUCCUUUAGAAAGAGCACUGGAGAUUUGGAAAAGGGCAGUGAGAAAGAGUCCUUUACACCUUAACCAACGUGUUCUUGUGGGCUUCAGUGGAGAACAGGGUAUAGAUUCAGGGGCAGUUUCUGCCGAAUUCUAUACCCUUGUUCUUUCCGAUAUGGCGAAGACAAUGUUUAAAAAUGGUGCCCCUGUUGACUCAAUAUUUCAUGUCCAAAACCUGAAUUUUAGAACAUGUGGGCAAAUAGUAGCAGCUAGUUUGUCCCAGGGUGGACCUCCACCUUGCUUUCUUGAUGAAAGUGCAUACGAUUUAAUGGUGAAGGGCUCUCCAAAGCUUCAUGAUAUUGACUGGUCUAAGCAUUUGACUGAGACUGACAGAGUAUUCUUGAACAGUGUAAAGGAAGAUGUUCUUGCUCACUUGGACACCAUUGUUGAUCAUGGUUACACAGGGAAAAUCAACGAUGAGUACAAGGAGGAGAUUGUUGCAACAAUGGCUAUAACUAUUAUAACAAAGCGGCUGGUAUAUUUGAAUGAAUUUUUGGAUGGCAUGCAAUCAUUUGGUCUGGCAGACAUCAUAAAAACUUGUCCUGCAAUAUGCAAAUCGUUGUUUAUAAAGAGUACAUCUUCAUCGAAUGUAGUGGAUGCAAAUUAUGUGUUCUCAAUUCUUCAGGCAAACUACUCUCCUAGGGACACCUCAAGACGAAACUUUGAGGAAGCAGCCAUGGACAUGUUUCAGGACCUUCUCUUCAGAAUGGAAGAUGAGGAUGUUCGUGGGUGUGAGGAGGCAGCCCUUCCCUAUGAAGAAGGUAGUACAGAGGUGGUCUUUCAGAAACCUGACCUAACUCCUGCUGGUGUCCUUGGCUGGCUGACCGGUCAGAAACACAAGCCUCUUGGUGGUGAAGAUCUUAAAGUGAGUGUUACUUUUGAUCAUGAUUGUUUGAAAAACAAUCCAGAACAUAAAAUAUGUUAUCCAGUGGUUGGAGCUUGUGCUAAGGAGAUUAUUCUUCCAAUGGCCCACAUGAAGAACACUGAACAAUUCAAUGACAUUCUAAUCACUGCAAUGAGCUUUGGGCAAUCAUUUGGAAAAGCAUAGAGUAAGCUUAGUUAAACAUUGUUGUGUAUUAUGAAGUCAUAUCUAUACCUAACACUUAAGAGUCAGCUUAUCCAUGCAUACUCAGUGUCAGAUCCAGAUUUUACAAAGGUGGGGGAUAAACUUUGUUGUGCAUGCAUGUGAGUUCCGUUAAGAUGAGUAAGAUGUUUUUUUUAUUCAAUAGAAUUAACUAAUAAUUACUAUGUUAAAAUAUUUUC
Exaiptasia diaphana is the source of this 2500-nucleotide messenger RNA. RefSeq lists its product as uncharacterized. Gene Ontology annotation, molecular function: ubiquitin-protein transferase activity. Bases 6 to 2285 code for a protein of 759 amino acids. The record is from RefSeq and is a predicted model, not a curated record. NCBI's taxonomy places the organism in Eukaryota, Metazoa, Cnidaria, Anthozoa, Actiniaria, Aiptasiidae. The transcript has a single exon.